AGGGGAAAAAGUAUUUCAGGCAAAAAGAUCCUCGGGAUUGAAAUCUUGAAGAUCCCAUGCUGAAGAGAAGAGAAGAGAAUUGCAAUCGUAUUCAAUAAUGAAAACCCGAUACGGAUGAGCUGAGGCCUGAACCUGAUUGACUGAGACGCUGAUUCUGUUUGGCUUCUUCUUCUUCUUUUCUCUGAACCUGGAACGUAUCUCUGUUCGCUACUGUGUACUGGGGUAGACGAGGAUUGCGUUGAUUCUUUUUCGUCCUCUUCUUCUCUUCACACCAUUCGCAUGGACAUGCACUCUAAAUCCAAGCGAGGCAUUGUAAAUCUCUAUUUUUCUUUCAAGAAGUUCAUUCCAGUUUCCUCCCCCAGGAGAAUUUUACGCGGAGGCGAUUCUUUUCUAUUCCAGGUUGCUCGUCGCGUACCCAUUCAGUUCGGUUGAUUUUUGUAGAAGAAAAUGGGCAGUUCAUUCGAUUUACAGAUUUUUGAGGAUAGGUUAACCAAGCUCAAUCAUUCACAGCAAAGCAUUGAGACUUUGUCACAUUGGUGCAUUUUCCAUAUGAGUAAGGCAAAGCAGGUCAUAGAAACAUGGGAUAAAAAAUUCCAUUCUUCCCGACGGGAGCAACGGUUGCCAUUCCUCUAUCUGGCCAAUGAUAUUCUGCAAAAUAGCAGGCGGAAGGGAUUAGAGUUUGCUUCCGAGUUUAGGAAAGUUCUCCCAGGUGCACUUCGUGAUGUAAUGAAGAAUGGUGAUGAGUCUGGAAGAAAUGCUGUUUUACGGCUGAUUGGCAUUUGGGAAGAAAGGAAGGUCUUUGUCUCCAAAGGACAAAGUCUUAAGGAAGAACUUUUGGGAAGACAACCAGACAAUAGUAACAGAAAUUUGAUAAGUUCAUCGUUCAAACUGAAGCCUACCACUAGAAAUGGCUUGGAGAAGAUUGUAUCAGGUUAUGAAGCCGUUUAUAGAGGACCAAUAGAUGAAGAUGGUUUAUUGAGGAAAUGCAGCAAAGCUAUUAGCUGUAUGGAGAAAGUAAAUAAAAAGAUUAGGGUUGAGACUGAUUCAGAAAAACUGAAUGGAUCUAGCAUCGAUAAGGAGUUUGAAGUACAUCAUGCUGUACUAAGAGAUUGUAUUGAACAGCUCACAGAAGUUGAAUCAUCAAGAGCAGAUCUCAUGUCUAGCCUGAGGGAAGCUCUUCAGGAGCAGGAAUUGAAGAUCGAGCAAGUUCGCCGCCAAAUUAAGGUUGCUCGUUCCCUAUCAGAACAAACAGAUGUCAUGAAGCAUAAUAUCAUCAAUGCACAAACAGCUAUGCCACCGCCCCCACCUUCAUCUCCUCCUCCGGUGCAACCAUCGCCGCCUCCAUCACCCCCACCACCACCACCCAUGCAUUCUUAUCCAGUUCCCCAUUUGAUGCAGACUGCCGCUCCAGUCAAUUUCUCAUAUUUCUAUGGCCAAGUCCAACCCUCCUCCCUCCAGCCACCCAACUAUCCAAUAAGCCAUGGCGCUCAUCAAGUAGCUAACGCUGCUGCAGUUUCAAGUUAUUCAGACUCUACUACGGUCACCCCUCCACCAAAUGUUGUAUAUCAAGGACCCCAAGUUGGAUUUUAUGGGCUGCCCGCCAAUGGAACCCGUAAUUUCUAGGCUGUAGGAUGGUUUAUUUAUAGUUUGAUAAUUUAGAGGGGGAGUUAAAACCUGAAAUAGAAUUGUGUCCUGUUGUUUUAAACUUUGGAUGGAAGAGUCUAGAGUAGUAGUAAAUGCUUGUACUAUAAAUUACAUGAUAAAUUCUAUAAAAGAAUAUAUAUUUACUCAUUUCUGGUUUUGGUCCUCUAGUCUAGAGUAGAAAAAGGUAGUCAAUAUAGAAGAAGAAGAAUACAGUAAAUAGAACGUCAGCUCUCUUUUACUUUACCGGGAAGAUCGACAAA
This is a messenger RNA of Impatiens glandulifera, 1904 nucleotides long. Its product is annotated as regulation of nuclear pre-mRNA domain-containing protein 1A-like. Gene Ontology annotation, molecular function: RNA polymerase II complex binding. Bases 448 to 1623 code for a protein of 391 amino acids. Lineage: Eukaryota; Viridiplantae; Streptophyta; Magnoliopsida; Ericales; Balsaminaceae. The record is from RefSeq and is a predicted model, not a curated record. Gene Ontology annotation, cellular component: RNA polymerase II, holoenzyme. Gene Ontology annotation, biological process: mRNA 3'-end processing. The transcript has 9 exons.